AUCAGCCACAUGCUGACUUGCUUCCGGACCAAAAUAUUGGUGUUUUAUAAUUUAAGUAAUUUCUGCUUAAAUAUAUUCCUUCAUUUCCUUGAGGCUCUAAAUCAUGUCAAACAGUGAAGCAUUUCUUAAAGCAGCCGAGGACAUCAAGACACUGACCACCAGCCCGACUAAUGAAGAGUUCCUGGACCUUUACAAGUUCUACAAGCAAGCCACAGUUGGAGACUGCAACACAGACCGCCCAGGAAUGUUUGACCUCAAGGGAAAGUAUAAGUGGGACGCUUGGAACAGUCUCAAGGGGACGGGGAAGGAAGAGGCUGAGAAGAAAUAUGUUGAUCUAGUCACUGAACUCCUAACGAAAUAUGCCAAUUAACAGGACUGGACUAUCAUAAAAUUAGACUUUGAUAAAUAUUAUUAUUAUUAUUGUUUUGUUGUUUGCUUUAAAUUUGCUUUAAAA
Amphimedon queenslandica is the source of this 454-nucleotide messenger RNA. RefSeq names its product acyl-CoA-binding protein-like. Gene Ontology annotation, molecular function: fatty-acyl-CoA binding. The coding region runs from base 104 to 370 and encodes 88 amino acids. The transcript has a single exon. Lineage: Eukaryota; Metazoa; Porifera; Demospongiae; Haplosclerida; Niphatidae. The record is from RefSeq and is a predicted model, not a curated record. Gene Ontology annotation, biological process: fatty acid metabolic process.